CAAUAGCUACCGACAACCACAAUACCAGCAGCUGCACCGUCCGAGCCCGCGACCAGACCAGACAAGAUCGAGUGGAUUGCGAUUCGGAUCUCCUCUCUCUUAGAUAUCACAGAGAGCAUGGCCAAGCAAGCCGAUUCUGGCUCUGCUGUGGCCGUCAAAGGCUUGGAGGCCGCUGACAAGCAGAUUGCUAUGCUGAAGGAUCGUCUGCUGCCAUAUGAUCCGCAUAUCGUCACGGUCCCCACAAUCUACCCCUACUCGGGCGGUUACGACUACGAGAACAAAGGCACGCCCUUCGAAGAGUAUGAAGUGAAGCAGCUUCAAUAUGUCACUCUGGUCGGGGAGACUGAUCGCGGAACAGCGAAGCCAUGGCCGGCUGCUGAGUGGGUGGAUACGAUCGAAGCUCGCUCUCCGGCCAGUAUGGCUGCGCGCAGUAAUACGACGACGCCGAAUGCUGCUGCGAAUGCGGUUAAGGAGUCCAAGAUCCCGAAGACGAAGAUCUCGAUUGCCGAUUACAAGAAUAUGAAGAAGACGGGGGUGAAGUCUUCUCCUAAUCCUACGGGUGCUGGCAAGCCGGCGCAUUCCAGGAAUAUCAGUGCUGUGUCUGGUGGUGAGCCUUUGAGUUGGGACAACUCUUUCGAGGGAGUUGCGGAUGUGAGGCAGAAUGGUCUAGCAACUUCUUCUAGUGCUGAAAAGGGAGCUGUGAAGCCAGUUGAGAAAUCUGCAGUGCACGCGUCCGGCAUAUCGAAUGCAAAGGCGCAUCCACCCGCGAGCACAAACGGACAUAACCAUAUUUCAGAUCACGCACGCUCCAAAGAAUUUACCUCCCAUCCACCAACCUCUCGACCUCCUCCAGAACAUAUCAAGCAUGGCUUGCCUCCUCGACCUCCUUCCCCACCCCGCAGUACCCCCACAUACAACCUUCCCGAUUCGAAGCAGCAGAAGCGACCCCUGGAGUCAGCUGAUACAUCACAACCAGAGAAGAGAUCGAAGAUUGAACAUUCAAGAACACCUUCCAACUCACAGAAUAAUCAUUCGAGAACUCCGUCCGGCUCUCAAAAUCAUCUUCCACGAAAACCGAAUACUCCUUUAGAUUCAAAACCGUCACCCCUCAAGUCACAAACACAGGUCCAUUCAUCACCUCACGCGAAGAAGACCCCCGUGACCAAGCCUGCCUCCAAAGAUACCCCAAAGCACUCCGAGAAGCCAUUGGACCUUCCUCCCAUCUUAUCGCCCCUACCUGCCGAUCUUGGUAGUAGUCCAGCUUCAGGAUUCGCCACUAAGAAGACUGAAGGCAAGAAGUCUGCUCAAGGCACACCUUCAAAGCAUGGUCUUGGAUCAGAUACGAUUGUCGUCAGAAGGGCUCCUUCUCCUCUCAAAGAGAUACCUCAACCCUCACGGGCAGCCUCUGAAACUUUCGAACUUCCACCACUCCUCUCACCUACUCUCCCCGAUGUCGUCGAACAAGAGCUUCUUCGACUACAACAAAAGUCCGCUGCUCUGAACAAUGAAGCUCGCCUCAGCAGCGUUGAAGCUCGUCAUGAGAAGGCUCGUCGUCCUGAUACGCCUGGUGUUGCUCGAAAGACGACGGUGCCGAAGGUUGGUCAUCCGCCGAAGAAGUCGCAUGCAGAGUCAAGCAAGGGACCUGCAGAGAAGAGCAGUCUGAUUGUUAAGCUCAAGUACAAGAAGCGGAGAGCAGAAGGCAUUCGGCGCAUUCUUGGUAUUCGCGCCAAGCCAAGUCAGGAUUUCGUCCGGCUUGAGAAGCAACGCAUUGCUGGUCAGCAGAAAGAGUCGAGACCACUACAAGAUGAAGACUCUGAUGAUGCUGAUGAGCCGAUGGCCAAGACUGCUGCCAAAGCUCCUGCUUCUGCUUCGAAGAAACGCCCGGAACCUGUUGAGCCUCGAUCUGAGCCUCCCGCAAAGCGUCUCAAAGGUCCAGAAAGCAUCGAUGUCGCCAAGUCAAAGACGGCUCUUGAACCUGCUUUCAAGUCUCCUGCCUUGUCUCAACCAAACCAGAAGGGUCUACUAUCUACGCCGAAGAAGGGAGAUGCAAUGAAGAGUGCUACGAUGCGGAAAGUCAAUUCUAGCGACGGCCAUGCUCAUACUCCUCAAACGAGCACAAGCACUCCCACAUCUGCCGAGAAACCUCGCGUCAACGGUGCCAGCCACCUCGACUCGAGGGAUCUGUGCAUUUAUCUCAAACGCAAGAUGGACUCGAUUCUUCAUCUGAAGGACGGCAAACGAGAUACCGUCGAUGAAGCCGCCAAGAAGCUAGGUCUGUCCGUCGCCCUAGAAUGCGUCGCCGUGUACAUGGUCACCUUCGCCGUUUCCGACCGCGGCAACAAGCGCCGCUCAUCCAAGGACUGGGAAAGCGUCAUCCAACUCUGGGAAUUCAUCAACGGCCUCGCCAAGAACACCGUCCUCCAACGCCUCAGUUUCGAGCUCGGCGCCCUCUGCAGAGAAGAAUUAGGACGCGCAUACAACGAACGACUAACCGAGAAAUUCGACCCGGAAAUCGCUAAAGUCCUCCUGGCAAACUCAACCAAGAAAGACAGGAAUUGGUACCUGGCCCAUCAUCCACCUGCCGCCGCAUCAGGAAUCCCUGAUCCGGGUCCGGCGCUGAAGUUGGACGCCCCGCUGGGUCCGUGGACGAGCAUGUAUGAGGCGAGGGACUAUGUGUUUGAGAUCUUGGAGCAGUUUGCGCGGAAGGAGAGGACGGGGUGGAAGCCUACGGAGGCGAUUCCGGGUCCGGCGGGGCAAGCACAGGGACCGAGUCCGGAACAGGUGGAGAUGAUGGGGAAGGCGAGGGCGUUGUUUACUGCGUAGGGAAAGGAGGGGGAGGGGACUUUGUAUGAUUUGUGGAUGUGCAUGGCGUUGAUUUGGCUGGGGUUGAACUGGGAUGGUAGCUUGGUAGGUAGGUUAUGAUUGAUGCGUGCACGAUACCCAUAUGAUAUGCUCUCUUUGAGCUACGAAUGAAGGAGAGAAAGAAAGAAGAAAUAAAGGGGAUG
Messenger RNA from Mollisia scopiformis, 3005 nucleotides. RefSeq lists its product as uncharacterized. The transcript has 4 exons. NCBI's taxonomy places the organism in Eukaryota, Fungi, Ascomycota, Leotiomycetes, Helotiales, Mollisiaceae. Bases 118 to 2823 code for a protein of 901 amino acids. The record is from RefSeq and is a predicted model, not a curated record.